UGCCCUUUCUCACCGCACCCACCCGCCGUCUUGCUUAGGCCAUCCCAGACCACCGCAGACGUUGACGCACAUUCGCAACCAUGGACGUUGCCGGCCUGCGGGACCGGAUCCAGGCGACGCUUGACGCGAACGCCGCCAUCAGACAGCAAGCCGAGCUCGAUCUCAAGCAUGCCGAAGAAAAGCCAGGCUUUGUCGAUGGUCUGCUGAACGUCCUCGAGCAGGAACAGAACAACGCCGUGCGCCUGUCGACCGUCGUCUACCUCAAGAACCGCGUCUCCAAGGGCUGGUCGCCUGCCGAGGAAUACAGCCAGGCCAUCCCCAUACCAGAAGAGGAGAAGGCCGCCUUCCGCAGUCGCCUCGUCCCUGUCCUCGUCGCCUCCCCGCCACAAGUGCGCAUACAGCUCAUUCCUACCCUCCAAAAGAUACUCGCAUACGAUUUCCCCGCCAAAUGGCCCGACUUCCUCGACAUCACUGUACAACUGCUGAACGCGGGAAACAUCGAGUCAGUCUUCGCCGGUGUCCAGUGCCUGCUAGCGAUAUGCAAAAUCUACAGAUUCAAGUCGGGCGAGAACCGGGCAGACUUCGACAAGAUCGUCGCCAUGACAUUCCCCCAGCUGCUCAACAUCGGUAACUCGCUAGCUGGCGAGACGAGUCUAGAGGCUGGAGAAAUAUUACGGACGGUGCUCAAGGUGUACAAGCAUGCCAUCUACUUCGACCUCCCCGCAUCCCUCCGCGAGCAGCAAGUCAUGGUUGGUUGGUGUACACUCUUCUUGACCGUCGUCGGCAAGGAACCCCCGGAGACGUCUCUCCCCGAAGAUCUCGACGAUCGGGAAAUAAACCACUGGUGGAAGGCGAAGAAGUGGUCGUACGCGAACUUGAACAGACUGUUCGUCAGGUACGGCAACCCGUCCGCGCUCGGCAAGAACAACGAGAUCGACUACACCGAAGUAGCCAAGACCUUCAUCACGAACUUCGCUCCCGAGAUCCUCAAGGUCUACCUCCAGCAGGUCGAGAAGUGGGUCGGGAAGCAAGUCUGGCUGUCAAAGGCCAGCUUGUACUACACACUCAACUUCCUCGACGAGUGCGUCAAGCCCAAGUCCAUGUGGACUCUUCUCAAGCCACACACCGACAACCUCAUCGCGCAUCUCAUCUUCCCAGUACUGUGCCAGUCGGACGAGGACAUUGAGCUUUUCGAGGAAGAGCCACAAGAAUACCUGCACCGGAAGCUGAACUUCUACGAGGACGUAACCGCACCCGAUGUCGCAGCGACAAACUUCCUUGUCACACUCACGAAGAGCCGUCGUAAGCAGACGUUCACCGUGUUGAACUUUGUAAACGAGGUCGUCAACCGGUACGAGGCCGCCCCCGACAAUGAGAAGAACCCACGAGAAAAGGAGGGUGCUCUGCGCAUGAUUGGCACACUCUCUGGUGUCAUACUGGGAAAGAAGAGCCCGAUCGCAGACCAGGUUGAAUACUUCUUUGUCCGCCAUGUCUUCCCCGAGUUCCGCAGCCCCCACGGUUUCCUUCGUGCGCGCGCAUGCGACACGCUUGAGAAGUUCGAACAGCUCGAUUUCAAGGACCCGAACAACCUCAUCAUCAUCUACCGCAACAUUCUCGAAUCCAUGGCCGACCCGACCCUCCCAGUCCGUGUCGCCGCUGCUCUGUCACUGCAGCCUCUCAUCCGCCACGAUGUCAUUCGCACCAAUAUGAAGCAAAACAUUCCCCAGGUCAUGCAGCAACUCCUGAAGCUCGCCAACGAAGUCGAUGUCGAUGCGCUCGCAAACGUUAUGGAGGACUUCGUCGAGGUCUUCGCCCCGGAACUUACACCCUUCGCUGUAGCGCUCAGCGAACAAUUGCGUGACACCUACCUGCGUAUUGUGCGGGAGUUGGUAUCAAGGAACCAAGAGAAGGGCGAAGACAGCGAGUACGGCGACUUCCUUGAUGAGAAGAGUAUCACCGCGCUUGGUGUAUUGCAGACGAUUGGAACUCUUAUCCUUACGCUCGAGAGCACUCCCGACGUCCUCCUGCAUCUAGAGACCAUUCUUAUGCCUGUCAUCACCAUCACGCUCGAGAACAAACUCUAUGAUCUAUACAAUGAGGUCUUUGAGAUCAUUGACAGCUGUACCUUCGCCGCCAAGAGCAUUUCCGCCACCAUGUGGCAAGCGUUUGAGCUAAUACAUCGGACGUUCAAGGCUGGUGCCGAGCUAUAUCUAGAGGACAUGCUUCCCGCGCUCGAGAACUUCGUCAACUACGGUACCCCAACUUUGAUCCAGAACCGGUCAUACCUCGAUGCCAUUGUCGACAUGGUCAGAACAAUCUUCAAGGACGACAAGGUUGGCGGCGUUGAUCGCAUCUGCGGUUGCAAGCUGGCUGAGAUCAUCAUGCUCAACAUGCGUGGCCAUGUUGAUGACUACGUCCCGGAGUUCAUUGGACUUACCAUGCAUGUCCUGAUGAACGAUGAACCUAAAGUUAAAUCCUUGAGGAUACAUCUCAUGGAAGUGGUCAUCAACUCCAUCUACUACAACCCUGCCCUGGCACUGCACGUACUGGAGACGAACGGUUGGACGAAUAAGUUUUUCAGUCUCUGGUUCUCGAGCAUCGACAACUUCACCCGAGUUCACGACAAGAAGCUGUGCAUCUCCGCAAUCUGCUCCCUCCUUACCCUAUCAGCCCAGAAUGUCCCUGUCAGUGUACAGCAAGGCUGGCCACGUCUAUUGCAGGGUGUUACCCGGUUGUUCCAAACCCUCCCCGCAGCCUUGAAAAACCGUGAGGAAGCCAAGAAGGAAGACACCUUUGACUACUCCGCCGAAUUCGAAGAAGAGGAAGACGAGGAGUGGGAACAAGAAGCCGACUGGAACAACGAGGCGGACGAGACUGAGGAUGUCAAGGACGAGAGUGCCGCUUACCUGGAUUUCCUUAACGAGGAGGCGCAAAAGUUCAGUUCGCUCGACGAUGAUGACGACGAUGAGCUAGAAGAGGAGAGUCUCCUCGAGACACCGCUUGACAAAGUGGAGCCAUAUGGCAUGUUCAAGCACGCAUUGCUCCGUCUUCAACAGGAGCAGCCCGCGCUUUACGAGAACCUCACCAAGAACCUCAGCGCAGAGGAGCAACAAGUGGUUCAGGGUGCUGUUCACCAAGCCGACAUUAUCGCCCAAGUCCACGCCGAAGCUCAAGCAGCUGCUGCCAACGGCCAGCCAGGCUUACCGCAGCAGUAGAGUUGCUCCAUCGAUAGCAUGGCCUUCAUCCUCCAGGAGUUUGCUGAUCGAGCAUGGGUCGCUCAAAACGCCACCCCAACAAUCGCCCCAGAUGCUUCUGGAGAAGCAUGGCUCAAGGACGUAGCCACAAGGUUGUCUCAUCCAUGUUGGGACGAUGUACAACUAUAUGGCAAAGAACUACU
Messenger RNA from Alternaria rosae, 3397 nucleotides. RefSeq names its product armadillo-type protein. NCBI's taxonomy places the organism in Eukaryota, Fungi, Ascomycota, Dothideomycetes, Pleosporales, Pleosporaceae. Gene Ontology annotation, molecular function: small GTPase binding. Gene Ontology annotation, cellular component: cytosol; nuclear envelope. Gene Ontology annotation, biological process: protein import into nucleus. The record is from RefSeq and is a predicted model, not a curated record. The coding region runs from base 81 to 3215 and encodes 1044 amino acids. The transcript has 10 exons.